AUGGGUUUUAUUGGGCAUCUAAUCAUGAAACAAUUUGGCAGAUGGAAUCUCACCAGGNUCCGCACCAUCUUCCCUCUCUUCAUGAAGUCCCCGAAGAAGAUCAAGAAGGUGGGGGCCUCCGAGAAAGAGCACGAAGAGCACAUCUGCUCCAUCCUGGCCUUCCUCCUGAGGAACCUGCGGAGUCAGCAGAGGACUCGGCUGCUCAACAAAUUCACGGAGAACGACAGCGAGAAGGUGGACAGGCUGAUGGAGCUCUAUUUCAAAUACCUGGACGCCAUGCAGGUGGCCGAUAAGAAGAUUGAAGGUGAAAAGCAUGACAUGGUGCGCCGCGGGGAGAUCAUCGACGACGACACGGAAGAGGAAUUCUACCUGCAGCGCCUGGAUGCCGGUCUUUUUGUCCUGCAGCUCAUCUGCUACAUCAUGGCGGAGAUCAGCAAUGCCGGCAUCCCUCAGAUCAGGCAGCGGGUGCACCAGAUCCUGAACAUGCGGGGCAGCUCCAUCAAGAUCGUCCGGCACAUCAUCAAAGUGGAAGGGGGCGACGGAAGAUGGUGA
This is a messenger RNA of Thamnophis sirtalis, 552 nucleotides long. NCBI's taxonomy places the organism in Eukaryota, Metazoa, Chordata, Lepidosauria, Squamata, Natricidae. The record is from RefSeq and is a predicted model, not a curated record.